Zingiber officinale is the source of this 5482-nucleotide messenger RNA. Its product is annotated as myosin-6-like. The record is from RefSeq and is a predicted model, not a curated record. Gene Ontology annotation, molecular function: microfilament motor activity; actin filament binding; ATP binding. Lineage: Eukaryota; Viridiplantae; Streptophyta; Magnoliopsida; Zingiberales; Zingiberaceae. Gene Ontology annotation, biological process: actin filament organization; vesicle transport along actin filament. The transcript is spliced from 40 exons. Gene Ontology annotation, cellular component: cytoplasm; vesicle; actin cytoskeleton. Bases 411 to 4931 code for a protein of 1506 amino acids.
UCGCUAGUUCAUGUGAACGAAGGCAGCCGGAGGGAGUUGAAUAUAAAAAAGGAAAAUAGAAGAAAAGAAAAUGGGGGCGGAGGUACGCAGCUAGUCGGCGAGACGCGAAGGUUCUUGGGCGGCGAUUAAAGCCAGCGGCAGGAAGAGAUUCUAUCCUCGUUGCUGCCUCGCCUUCGAUCUUCCCCUGCGGAGCGAUCUCGGUACAUCGACAUUACUUCGGGGAAGAGUAAGAGGUGGAGGAGGGCAUCGGGAGAAGGCCAGAUCUUUCUAGCUCUUAGUGUGUCGUUGGUGGGAGCCGAUCUUGGCCGUGAGGGCAAGUUGGAGGUGGAUCCUGGUGUCGGUAGAGUUUGACAGGAACUCUGAGGGAGCAUCGGGGAGCAACGCUUGGCUUUCGGUCAUAGUAGGGGAUAAUGGCAAGUAAGUUCAGCAUAGUAGUAGGAUCACAAGUCUGGGUCGAGGAUCCUGAUGAGGCUUGGAUAGAUGGAGAAGUUUUGGAGGCCAAGGGAGAUGAGAUUAAGAUCUGUUGUACUUCUGGAAAAAUGGUGACAGCCAAUAUUUCUAGUGUUCACCCUAAGGAUCCUGAAGCUUCACCUUGUGGAGUAGACGACAUGACAAAACUUGCCUAUUUGCACGAACCCGGAGUUUUGCAAAACUUGAGAUCUAGAUAUGACAUGAAUGAAAUUUAUACUUAUACUGGCAAUAUAUUGAUCGCUGUCAAUCCCUUCCGGCGUUUGAAUCACCUGUACGACAGCCACAUGAUGGAACAAUAUAAAGGAGCAGCUUUCGGUGAAUUAAGUCCCCAUCCUUUUGCUGUUGCAGAUGUUGCUUUUCGAUUGAUGAGAAAUGAAGGAGUAAGCCAAUCAAUUUUAGUAAGCGGGGAAAGUGGUGCUGGUAAAACUGAAAGCACAAAGAUGAUUAUGCGUUACCUUGCUUACAUGGGCGGUCGAGCUGCAUCAGAAGGGAGGACUGUCGAGCAACAAGUGCUCCAGUCAAAUCCUGUUCUUGAAGCCUUUGGAAAUGCAAAAACAGUAAGAAACAACAACUCAAGUCGUUUUGGCAAAUUUGUUGAGAUUCAGUUUGAUGAGAGGGGAAGGAUUUCUGGGGCUGCCAUUAGGACUUACCUUCUUGAAAGAUCCCGAGUUUGCCAAAUAUCUGAUCCUGAAAGGAACUAUCAUUGCUUUUACAUGCUUUGUGCAGCACCACCAGAAGACAUUCAAAGAUACAAGCUGGAAAAUCCAAGGGCGUUUCAUUAUCUUAACCAAUCUAACUGCUUUGAGCUUGAUGGGGUGAAUGAUUCCAAGGAGUAUCUAGAAACAAAAAAGGCUAUGGAUAUCAUUGGGAUCAAUUCUGACGAACAGGAUGCUAUUUUCCGUGUGGUUGCUGCUAUUCUUCAUCUAGGAAAUAUUGAGUUUGUAGAUGGAGGGGAAACAGAUUCUUCUCAACCUAAAGAUGAGAAGUCACUGUUCCAUUUGAGAACUGCUGCAGAGCUAUUUAUGUGUGAUGCAACGGCACUUGAAGAUUCUUUGUGUAAGCGUAUUAUUGUUACUCGGGAUGAGAAUAUAAUAAAAACCCUGGACCCAGAAGCUGCAGCUUUAAGUAGAGAUGCCCUUGCAAAAAUUGUUUACUCAAGACUGUUUGAUUGGCUUGUAAACAAGAUCAACAACUCAAUUGGUCAAGACCCUAAUUCAAAGUCCUUAAUUGGGGUGCUGGACAUAUAUGGCUUUGAGAGUUUUAAAACUAACAGUUUUGAGCAGUUCUGUAUCAAUCUUACAAAUGAAAAAUUGCAGCAGCACUUCAAUCAGCAUGUCUUUAAGAUGGAGCAAGAAGAAUAUACCAAAGAAGAAAUUAGCUGGAGUUAUAUUGAGUUUGUUGAUAACCAGGACAUACUCGACCUUAUUGAAAAGAAACCUGGUGGAAUCAUUGCUCUCCUAGAUGAGGCUUGCAUGUUGCCUAGAUCAACACAUGAAACUUUUGCUCAGAAACUAUACCAGGCUUUUAAAAAUCACAACCGCUUUAGCAAGCCCAAAUUAUCUCGGUCUGACUUUACCAUUUGUCACUAUGCUGGUGAAGUUACAUAUCAGACGGAGUUGUUUUUAGACAAGAACAAGGACUAUGUGGUUGCUGAGCAUCAGGCUCUUUUAAGUGCCUCUAAAUGUUCUUUUGCUUCAAGUUUAUUUCCACCUCUUUCUGAUGAUGCAUCAAAAUCUUCAAAAUUUUCAUCAAUAGGCUCGAGAUUUAAGCAACAACUGCAAUCUCUCCUAGAAACUCUAAGUUCCACUGAGCCACAUUACAUUCGCUGCGUUAAACCCAACAAUCUCUUGAAACCGGGAAUAUUUGAGAAUCAAAAUGUUCUUCAGCAGCUCCGCUGUGGGGGAGUGAUGGAGGCUAUUAGAAUAAGUUGUGCUGGAUAUCCGACUAGACGGGCAUUUUGUGAAUUUAUUGACCGUUUUGGCAUUCUUUCACCAGAGGUUUUGGAUGGAAGUUGUGAUGAGUUGACUGCCGCAAAGAGGUUGCUAGAGAAGACAGGUCUCAAAGCUUACCAGAUUGGAAAAUCGAAGGUGUUUCUUCGAGCUGGUCAAAUGGCUGAACUGGAUGCUCGUAGGAAUGAAGUACUGGGAAGAUCUGCUGGCACAAUCCAAAGAAAAGUCCGGUCAUACCUGGCCCGUAAAAAUUUCAUUGUGCUUAAGAAUUCAGUCAUACAGAUUCAGGCCAUAUGCAGAGGUGAACUUGCAAGACAGAUUUAUGAAAACAUGCGUAGACAAGCUGCUGCACUUAAUAUUCAGACAUUUUUCCGUAUGCAUCUUGCAAGGAUUGCUUACAAAAUGUUACUGUCUUCGGUUGUUACCAUACAAACUGGCUUAAGGGGAAUGGUUGCUCGUGAGGAACUUCAUUUCAGGCGGCAGACAAAAGCUGCUAUUAUCAUUCAGUCCCAUUGCCGUAAAUACUUGGCUUGCUUGGAUUACUCAAGGAUGAAGAAAGCUGUUAUCACUAGUCAAUGUGCUUGGAGAGGGAAGGUUGCAAGAAGAGAGUUGCGGAAGCUUAAAAUGGCAGCUAGAGAAACUGGUGCCCUUCAAGCUGCCAAGAAUAAAUUGGAAAAGCAAGUUGAAGAACUUACAUGGCGCCUGCAAUUGGAAAAGCGCAUGAGAGCCGAUCUUGAGGAAGCUAAGACCCAGGAGAAUGCAAAAUUGCAAGCUGCUUUGCAAGAUAUGCAACAACAAUGCAAGGAGACUAAGUCUAUGUUGAUUAAGGAACGUGAGGCUGCCAAAAAAGCUGCUGAAGUAGCUCCUAUUAUUAAAGAGGUUCCUGUUGUCGACACAGUUCAAAUGGAUAAGCUUAGAGAUGAGAAUAAGAAGCUUAAGGCUUUGCUGAGCUCUCUGGAGACAAAGAUUGAUGAAACUGAGAAGAAGUUUGAAGAGACAAGUAGAAUCAGUGAGGAAAGGCUAAAGAAGGCCAUGGAUGCUGAAACUAAGAUAAUUCAACUGAACAAUUCGGUGCAGAGGUUUAAAGAGAAACUUUCUAACAUGGAAUCUGAGAACCAAAUUCUGCGACAGCAGACAUUAUUGCAUUCUCCUGUGAAACGCAUGUCUGAGCAUUUAUCAAUUCCAUCAACUCCUACCAAUCAUAGUUUGGAGAAUGGGAAUCAUCAUGUUGCAGAUCCUAAGAGUGCCCCACCAGCUAUCAAGGACUGUGCAAAUGCUGAUGCUAAGCCGAACAAAUUUCAUGCUGAGAGACAGCUUGUGAGUGUCAUAUGUUCCUUAAAUCUAAAGCUUUUACCUCACUCGAAAGUAGCUGCAUUAACUAUGUAUAAAUGUCUUCUUCACUGGAAAUCCUUUGAAGCUGAAAGGACAAGUGUUUUUGAUCGUCUCAUCCAGAUGAUUGGGUCUGCGAUUGAGAAUGAAGAGUCUAAUGAUCAUCUUGCUUAUUGGCUAUCAAAUGCUUCGAGUUUAUUGUUCUUGUUGCAAAAAAGCAUUAAGCCUCCCGGUGCAGCUGGAGCUAAUCCACAUCGAAAACCUCCUGCUCCCACAUCAUUAUUUGGGAGAAUGACUCAAUCAUUUCGUUCUUCGGCAUCUUUUACCAACAUUGCUGUGGAUGGCCUGGAUGUUGUGCGCCAAGUUGAAGCAAAAUACCCUGCCUUGCUUUUCAAGCAACAGCUAACAGCUUUUGUGGAGAAGAUGUAUGGAAUGAUUCGAGACAACGUGAAAAAGGACUUAUCUUCUUUGCUUUCAUUGUGUAUACAGGCUCCAAGAACAACAAGGGUAAUUAUGCUGCGUGGCUCUGGGCGUUCAUUUGGAAACCAAGGACAAAGUAAUCACUGGAAGACCAUUGUUGAGAGUUUGGAUGACCUUCUUAAGAUGUUGCAAGAGAACUGUGUGCCUUCUAUUCUCAUUCAGAAGAUGAAUACACAAAUUUUCUCAUACAUAAAUGUACAAUUAUUUAACAGUUUACUUCUUCGGCGUGAAUGUUGUUCCUUCAACAGCGGAGAGUAUGUUAAAUCUGGUUUAGCUGAGUUGGAAUUGUGGUGUGCAAAAGCAAAAUCUGAGUAUGCUGGAUCAUCCUGGGAUGAGCUUAAGCACAUAAGACAGGCUGUUGGUUUCUUGGUCAUAUUCCAGAAGUCUAGGAUUUCCUACGAUGAGAUAGUUCACGAUCUGUGUCCGGUACUUAGUGCGCAUCAACUUUAUAGAAUCUGUAAACAGUACUGGGAUGACAAGUACGACACAAAGAGUGUCUCUUCAGAGGUUCUUUCAAACAUGCGGGUACUCAUGACAGAAGAUUCUAACAGUGCAGAAAGCAGUUCGUACUUGUUAGAAGACAACUCUAGCAUUCCCUUCUCAAUCGAUGACUUGUCUACUUCUUUACAUGCAAAAGAUUUCUCGGAGGUCAGACUAGCUGAGGAGCUCCUCCAAAACCCAGCCUUCCAUUUUUUAGAGUGAGGCUUUAGGGUUUUUACUGUGCCUUUCCAGUGGUUGAUAUUUAUUGAUCUCGAAUACUGUAAAUCCAUUCUUUGUCAUUCUUUGUUUCCAUUCACCCAUCAGAUUGUAAAAAAGAAGCUUCAGUUUUAUAGAUGUUUAGGGUCGUCAUAGUGAAGUCGAUAGGGAUGGGAUGUGCAUCAGCAUUCUUGUCAUUAGGUUGCCACUGCUGUUCGUUGGUUUAUAGUUAACAUUCUUUAGUUCUAGUUGAUAUUGGUCCAGUUGACAGAAUGGAAGAGCUGGCAGAGGGAAUGACAUAAUAAUCCUUUCUCUUAUACUAUAUUGUUGUAUAGCUACAUGCUUUGGCAAAAAAUGUCGAUCUUUGUUGUAGUAACAUGAAUUGUCUUGUAAGCUGAAUUGCGAUGAUGAAGGUUCCAAUGGUCUUCAAUAGGAAGAAGAGAGUUUUCAAGUUUUGAGAAGAAUAUAUGCGUGCGAUAAAUGUUCAGCAGAAACAAAAGAAAUGUUUUGUAUAUUUAAUCAAAUUAGUUUGAGGAUGUGUUAACAUUGUCUAAAAA